This is a messenger RNA of Cylicocyclus nassatus, 483 nucleotides long. NCBI's taxonomy places the organism in Eukaryota, Metazoa, Nematoda, Chromadorea, Rhabditida, Strongylidae. The record is from the annotation of a GenBank genome assembly.
AUGCCACGCCGUGGAUGUGGUGUUCGUCGCAUCUCGCCCAUCAAGAAGUUUUUGGGUACUCAUGACAACAUCUUCCCUCUCGUAAGAGAUCUUGGCGCUGAGGCCUGUGCAGUUCCGCAUCUUAGAGGGAACUUUAGGCAAGAACAUCGCUUCUUAAUACCCAACAAGAAAGCUGGAGCUAACACACUCGAUAGGUUCAAUGGUUUGCUAGUGUUUUCCCGUCUUGCUGCUUCGGCGCGACGUCUAAUUGAGCCUACUUUUAAAUACUUGCACGAGGCUCCAGAUAUUGUUGCAGCUGCUGCUUGUCCCAGAAGAUCCGUACUCAGUGUCAUUGCGCUACUAGUAAGACAAAGAAAAACUAGCAUCUUCUUGAUAUUUUUUCCAAGUCCUGCACAACCUCCUGCCAAGAAGAUGAUCUCAUGCUGCUGUGCAAUGGUACGAGGGCUCUCCAUUCUGUACAGCGAACCGCUUCUGAUGGGAUGA